This is a messenger RNA of Oryzias melastigma (Indian medaka), 1641 nucleotides long. Its product is annotated as titin-like. The coding region runs from base 616 to 1641 and encodes 341 amino acids. Lineage: Eukaryota; Metazoa; Chordata; Actinopteri; Beloniformes; Adrianichthyidae. The transcript is spliced from 6 exons. The record is from RefSeq and is a predicted model, not a curated record.
UGAAAAUCUCUGGAGUGAGAGAGAGCGACUCAGCAGUUUAUAAGUUCAUGUUCAUAACAAACCAUCAAAGUGGACGUUACAUCGGAGAACCUGGAGUGAGAUUAACUGUUGGAGGUAAAACUCAUCAGAUUAUUAAUAUUUACAUUUUUGUGACUUAACGAUAAAUAAAAUGUCUCCAAAGUUGUUUUUUUUACGGUAAUUUGUUGAAAGUUUAGUUUGAGUCGUGAUCGUCCAUCAGAUCAUUUCUUCUAAAUCUGUCACUGACCUGCACAGAUUUCUUCCCAAGUUCAAAAGCCUCCAAGUGUUUCCAGAGAACAAAGAGAAGACUCUUCCUGAGCUCACAGGGAGCUGAAGAUCUCCUCUGAUCUCCUUCAUGAAGUUCUGAACAUUUCAGCUGAAUGUCUCCUUGAUGCUGUUGCAGACUUUCACUAACAUCCAUGUUUUCAUCACAUUCCAGACCUCCAGGUUCUGCUGGUUUCCACAUCAGUCCAGCAGGAAGAUUCAGACGUUCAGCUAAAGUGUUUCAACAGAUGUGAUCCAAAAGGUUUGAAUAAAUAUGUCUGGUUCAAAAACGGAGAAGAAACCAGAUCAACAACACGGUCCAGAACCAGUCAGAUGUUUACGUGCAGAAGCAACAUUUCUUCCACAGACAGGAUCUCUUGUUCUCUGAGUUCCUCAAAGACGCAUCAAAGUCCUGAAGUUUACCUGCAGACAGACUGGAAAGUGAAAUACUAUCAGACUGAAAAAUGUGCUAAUAAAGGAUCAACUGUGGUCAUAUGGUACAUAUAUGAUUAUCCAGAAAUGAUAAAUGGAGUCAGCACCAUUGUUGAAAAAAGAUUCUGGUUCAUCAGAACUGAAGGAGAACCUGUAGACCUGAAAGAAGAUCCAGAAUACAAAGAUCGAGUGACUUACGACUGUUACUCAAAGAUCUGUUAUCUGAGAAUCUCUGGAGUGAGAGAGAGCGACUCAGCAGUUUAUAAGUUCAUGUUCAUAACAAACCAUCAAACUGGACAUCACAUCGGAGAACCUGGAGUGAGAAUAACUGUUAGAGACCUCCAGGUUCUGCCGGUUUCCACAUCAGUCCACCUGGGAUAUCUCUACGUUCAGCUAAAGUGUUUCAACAGAUGUGAUCCAAAAGGUUUGGAGGAAUAUGUCUGGUUCAAAAACGGAGAAGAAAUCAGAUCAAUGAUUUUGACUUCCAGGAGUCAAAAGUUUUGGCACAAAGGAAACAUUUCUUCCACAGACAGGAUCUCUUGUUCUCUGAGUUCAUCAAAGACGAAACAAAGUCCUGAAGUUUAUGCUCCACAAACUCCAACUGUAUCCCUGGAUCCCCCCACAGAGAUCCUGGAGGGCAGUUCAGUGACUCUGACCUGCAGCAGUGAUGCUAACCCAGCAGCUAACUACUUCUGGUACAAAAGGACAAAUUCAGAUGCGGAACUUAUCUCAGUGGAUCCAAAAUUUGUCCUCAGCUCCAUCCAGUCCAGCGAUUCUGGGGAAUAUUACUGUAAAGUCCAGAACCAGCUGGGUUGGGAAACCGCAGACAUUAAACUUGUGGUGAAAUGCCCCGGGAAGACAAAGAAAAAACGAGGAGAGAGGGAGAGAAGCUCCUGCCACCCAAAGACCCAAAGGGAGAAGAAGUGA